AGGAAGUAUUAUAUAAGACUAUCACCUAUCGUUCUUUCUCCCUUGCUUCCUUUUCUUUUUCGACGUUUUAUCAUUAAAUGAAUACUUUUACAAACGAUUCGUAUGAUCAAUACGCAGAUCAACUCUUGAAUAGUGCAUUUCAUAACGCAAGACAAUCUAAUCAUGCAUUAUUGACUAACAAUGAUCAACCACUUAUUUUAAACAGGUUAUUGCAAGAUCAAGCAAGAUUUUCACCUGUAUCUUCUCUAUACCCCAAUACUAUGAAUGAGUGGAUUUUACUUUAUCAAUUACAACAACAAAAGGAACUUCUAGAAAGACAAAAGCAAAUACAAACUUCAACUACUCCAUUUCCUACAAAUGAUACUCAUUCAACAUGCGUUGAAACCCCUUUAGAGCAAACAGAACAGGAUAAUAUAAAUAAAAAUACACAGAAAACGGAUGAAAGGUCUUUAGCUAAUGACGAAAAGAAGAAAAUUCCUCGUGUCCCUGUACAAAAAGAGCAAGUCACUACUGCUACUACUACUACUACUGGUCAUCAAGAACAAGAUAUCAUCAUAAACGAUCACUCUACACUAAAUGACACUAUAGCAAAUCCACUUGAAAGUAUAUCAAGGAAUUAUGCUAGCACUCAUAAUAAACAAUUAAACACGAAAAAGAAUUUCUUGUAUAAAUCAUGGUCUACAAGUGGCUUCAGACAUAAUAAAAAAAAGCCAAUAACACUUGAAUCUUCUCAAAACGAUACAACACAUAAUUUAGGAUAUAAGAAAACAGAAAAGACAAAAUCAACUUUAGAAAGAAAGCCUUCAUUUUGGAGACCAAGAAAAGAGAAAUUUAAAAAACAGCAAGGUGAUCACGAGGAGAUAGUAACGACGAUUGAUGACAAAGAAACUAAAGCAGCACUAACAAAGAAUAGAUCAAAUAAAUCGUUUGCAUCACCUGCUCGUAAAAUAAGGACUCCAACUGUUAAAAAGCCAGCAGUAGUAGUACAGCCGAGAGGUCAGAAAAUGUCUUCUGUUAAAAAAGGUGGAACAAUCAAAGCUAAUACAAAAAGACAAAUGGCAUUCAAAUCACCUACAGUAAAAAAGAAAUCAGAUAAGGUUAAAAAUAAGAAAUCUUCCAAGAGUGUUCAAAAUCCAACAAUGUAUUAUAUGCCUCAACAGCAACAACCUAUGUUUUAUUAUCCUCAACAGCCUGUUAAUAAUGCUAUCAUGCCUUCUUCUUUUACUAAUUCAGUUCCAAUCUUUGGACAUAAUCCAUUUCCUAUUCAACAAGAACAAAAGAUAGCAACAGCAAGUAAUAAAAAUACUUCUUCAAAAAGAAGCACUACAAUUUUAAAUCCAAGAGAAACCUCAAAUGAUAAAUGUUUAAUCAUGUAAAAGGAAACAAAAAAAAAAAUGUAACUGAGAUUAGUUGUUCUUUUUCCCUUUUUUUUUUUAUAUAUAUAUA
This is a messenger RNA of Cokeromyces recurvatus, 1446 nucleotides long. RefSeq lists its product as uncharacterized. Bases 78 to 1376 code for a protein of 432 amino acids. The transcript has a single exon. The record is from RefSeq and is a predicted model, not a curated record. NCBI's taxonomy places the organism in Eukaryota, Fungi, Mucoromycota, Mucoromycetes, Mucorales, Mucoraceae.